UGCACGCGCGCUGACGCACGGCUGUUGCUGUGAACCGCAGGGAUGUCAGACACGCGCCGCUUAUGCGAGGAUGUGAGAACAGACAGACAGCUCUCCUGACAACAUCAAAAAACACGACACCUCCUCUCUGACCCGAUGCAAUGCCCGUGAAGGAGAGUAGUCAAAACGCGGGUACUAUGCGUCCCCGUCGUGCGAUUCUGAGCGCGCGACGCUGUAAAAGGCAGCGCGUGCGGAUUCUGCGGCAGCUGUGAAUGCGGAGCGGACUCGUCGGGAAUAACGGGGAUCAGGAAAGUCAGCCAGGCAUGGAAAACUGAUCACUGAGCAAAUCAUCAACUAGACAAUCAUUUACAGACGCGUUUAUUGCGCGCCGUGUUGUUCAAAUUGACAUGCCGCGGUGGAUGGGAAGAGAAGAGCAGAACGUUUUGACUUUGGAUUGGGUUUAAGUGAUUCUGCAGUUCGUGCCAGACAGAUUUUACUGAGGCGUUAAGCGAUAUCCAGACUGAAUGAGCUCUGUGUGCUGCUGGUGUAGAAUGUUGUCUCGAUAACAUCAGACCGACUCCGCUCUGACUGCGGCAGGUGGAAGCCCUGAGGUCAGUCUGCGAGUCAGGAGUGAAUCAGCACGGUGUUUGAUUGACAGACAGCCUGGUGGGAAACAAGGCCUUGGGAGAAUGAGAGUCCGAUAACAGGAGUGAAAGCGUCGCCACGGCUAAUAUCAUCUUUCAGUCUUCACUGCUGCUCGUCUUUCUCAAGACAACCUCUGCAAUGGCACCGCUCGCGUUCAUCCCUGCCCCUUUGGAGAUGUAGAGAGACACUGGAAACCUGACACAUUUCUGCAGAGGACGACUGGAAAGAGUCUUCAGACUUUAAGGCUCUGGAUGAACCGCUUUGAACAUCAUUUUCAAAGUCUUAUGUAUAAACUUUCAGACACAUUGUUAAAGAACACUUUUGAGAGAUUCAAAACUCAAGAACAUUUUACAAGGAAAGUACAAGGAUCUUUCGUUUUAUAUGUUUCUGAGUAACGUUGAAGGCCAGUGCGUGCGGCUCGAGAGCCCAUCAUGGCCAGACCUUUGCUGAAGAUCCACCGCUAUUUCCACCGUAAACCGGUACGCUUCUUCUCCUUCAUCCUCCUCUACCUCACAGCUGGCAGCCUUGUUUUUCUUCACUCUGGCUUUUCCAGUGAUACAUCCACUACUGGGGCUUCUGGGAGUGGCCGUGACCCAGUUAUAUCUGAAGGUGGGGGCGGAGCAGGCGCUGGAGGAUCCACCUCUGAUAGUUUGGGGCUCCUAGGGAGGGUGUUCAAGGAGACACGGAGAGCCCCUCGGAGAUUUGGUACAACGUGGAUAAGGGAAAAGGAUGCACCAGAGUGGGCACGGACAGGGAGUCAUGCCAAAAGCUGGAACAAUGGAGCCAAAGGAAAAACCACCAAAGAGAUGGACGAUGAGAGAGCAAAAUACAUCGGCUGCUACGUGGACGACACGCAGAAGCGCGCGCUCAGGGGCGUGUCCUUCUUUGACUACAAAAAAAUGACUGUCUUCCGUUGCCAGGACAACUGUGCUGAGAGGGGUUAUCUUUAUGCUGGCCUGGAGUUUGGAGCAGAGUGCUACUGCGGUCACAAGAUCCAGGCGCCCAAUGUGUCAGAGAGCGACUGUAAUAUGAAGUGUAAAGGGGAGAUGAGCAACCUUUGUGGAGGACCGAAUCGCCUCUCCAUAUACAGACUUGAGCUGAGCCAGGAGUCUGCCCGAAGAUAUGGGAGCGCCAUCUUCAAAGGAUGCUUCAAGAGGCCAGACAAUGUCACCCUGGCACUUCCUGCUAGUGCCGUCAUUCAAAACAUGUCAGUGGAUAAGUGUGUAGACAUGUGCACAGAGAAAGAAUUCACUCUGGCUGCUUUGGCUGGGGAAAAAUGUCACUGUGGGUUUCCUACUCCUCUUUUCACACUGCACGAGCGUGAGGACGAGGAACUGUGCGUGCAGCGCUGUGCCGGAGAAGAUUUCGAGAGCUGUGGGAACAAUGACUACUUUGUAGUGUACCAGACACAAGUUCAGGAUAAUCGAUGCAUGGACCGACGCUUUCUACCCACUCGUUCCAAGCACCAGAUUGCACUAGCGAGUUUCCCAGGAGCAGGGAACACCUGGGCCCGUCACCUUAUUGAACUGGCCACAGGUUUUUACACUGGGAGCUACUACUUUGAUGGUUCGCUGUACAACAAAGGUUUUAAAGGGGAAAGAGAUCACUGGCGCAGCGGUAGAACCAUAUGCAUCAAAACUCACGAGAGCGGCAAGAAGGAGAUCGAGGCCUUCGAUUCCAGCAUCCUCAUGAUCCGGAAUCCUUACAAAGCCCUCAUGGCCGAAUUUAACCGAAAGUAUGGCGGCCACAUUGGAUUUGCCUCUCAAGCUCACUGGAGGGGUAAAGAGUGGCCAGAGUUUGUGAGGAACUACGCUCCAUGGUGGGCGUCCCACACGCAAGACUGGCUGAAAUAUGGGAAGAAAGUGCAUGUGGUGCACUUUGAAGAUUUAAAGCGUGACCUUUUCUCUCAUUUAAAGAAGAUGGUCGUCUUUUUGGGUCUGGAGGUUUCUGAGGACCGUUUAUUGUGUGUUGAAGGACAAAAAGAUGGAAACUUCAAACGCUCUGGCCUGAGAAAGCUAGAAUACGACCCUUACACGGCAGAAAUGCGUGCCAACAUUGAUGAGCUUAUUAAAAUUGUGGACACAGAGCUGAAGAAAAGGAACCUGCCUGCUGUACCAGAGGAGUACAGACCGAGAUGAUACUAUCUCAUAUUUUCUUUUUGUCACUUUUAGCUUUAAUUGUUUUCAAUUUGGACCCUUGUUUUAGAAUUUUUAAGUUCAUUGUGAUUCCCAUUGUUUGCUUUCUGUUUUAGAAAUUGUAUGCAUUGCACAGAAGAACACAAGAUUAGAGCUCCUAAUCUUCUAAUUUACAGUCAUGGAUGGUCUGAAAGAAUACACUAUAUAUUUUAUUCUGGCUUAUUUAAAUGUCAAAGUUAAAUCAUUUUAAGGCCAUGUUCUUUAAGCCACUAUGAAAGUAUGUGGAAUCCACAAUGACUGUCAAUGAAUGCGUCUCUUAGUAAGACAUCCAGGCCACUGUGUAGAUGGACACUUCUUUAUUGUAUUGCCCUUACCUGCAACUGUUGAACUACAGUAGAUAACAUCAUGAUCCUCUUUGCACUGUUCAAAAAGGC
Molecule: messenger RNA, 3193 nt
Organism: Paramisgurnus dabryanus
Lineage: Eukaryota; Metazoa; Chordata; Actinopteri; Cypriniformes; Cobitidae
Gene: wscd2
Product: WSC domain containing 2
Molecular function (GO): sulfotransferase activity
Source: RefSeq, a predicted model, not a curated record